GGACGAUCCCUUAUCGGCUCUUGAUAAUUUCUUAUCGUGGCUACCCCGCAUAUUAUUCUCUUGACUACCCCUCCAUGAAAGUGAAGCGCAGGGCUUCUAAUUCUAAUUCUAAGUCUAAAACGAAUUUUCGUUCCGUUUGAUCGUGCACAGCGACAUCUCCAGACCUUGCUAAGGAAAGGACAGCCAAGAUGCCGACAGAGCUACAAGAGCUUGUAGGCUUCAUCGCCCACCCAAACCCUCAGCUGCGCAAGAUCGCCAUCGAGAACCUGGUAGCUUACUCGAUUGAGGAUCCCUCCAUUUUCAAGUCAGACCAGUUGUUGCCCGUCAAACAUCUGAAAAUUCUCGUCCGAGAUGACCCCGUAAGAGCGCUCAUACGCAGUAUAGAGCUUUUUCAUUUCUGGAGAAAAAAAUCUUGUACUGACGGCGAGUGUGAGCAGGUAAUCGCAGAGCAUGCUUUGACAAUCUUGAUCAACCUAUCGGCUGAUCGCGAUGUCCUCGAGUAUAUAGCAACCGACGACAAAUUCAUUGAUAUAGUUCUACAGAAUAUAUCGGACCCGGCCGAGCCGAAUGCCAACCUUCUCUCAAUGCUACUCGCCAACUUAGCGAAAUGGGAAGGGCUGAAGAGCAUUGCUACUAAGAAACAGAAAACCGUCCAGGACCUAGGAUCGGACGACCUCGUGCUCAACCAGCUCGUCGACCUAUUUGUCAAGGGCAUGGACGGCUCCUACAACAAACAUGCCGACUUCGACUACCUUGCCUACCUCUUUGCCGACCUCGCCAAGCACAGCGAGAUUCGACAGUACUUUAUAACCAAGCAGAGCUACGACGAUGUGAUCCCACUGAACAAGAUCAAAGUCUUUACCGAGCACAAAUCUGACGUGAGGCGGAAGGGCGUGGCCAGCACCAUCAAGAAUGCCGCAUUCGACGUGCCCUCGCACAAGACCUUCCUAGAUGAAGACGGCAUCAACAUCCUGCCCUAUAUCUUACUGCCCAUUAUAGGGGGCGAGCCAUAUGACGAGGAUGAGACCAUGGCCAUGCUCCCGGAUCUGCAGCUGCUGCCUCCUGUCAAGCAGAGAGACUCGGACCCCAACAUCAUCCAGACUCACGUCGAGACGCUCCUUUUGUUGACCAGUACGAGAGAAGGCAGGGACUUGAUGAGGAGCAUCAGCGUAUACCCAAUCAUCCGAGAGACACACACGCACAUCGACAAUGAGGACGUCCGUGAGGCCUGCGACCGGUUCGUCCAGGUGCUGAUGAGCGACGAGCAGGGCGAGGCGGCGGCUAAGACGGGUGAGAUCCCCGAUGAUGAGAGGAUAGAAGAGGUUUAACGAGUCUGCGUUGCAACCCUGUGGUUUUACCGCGUGCAAACACCCAAAUUCCCAAUAAGCGGCCUUGAGAGUUCAGACGUACAACCUUGAAAGUCGUGAGUGGGCCUGUAACAGUUUUCGACGGCAUGAACGCUUCAUUUGCAGUGCACGCUAUCUUGACAUGACAGAAGUCAUAACAAAUGUCCCCGUGUAGCUGCCAGCCAACGCAAAAGAGGCAC
This is a messenger RNA of Lasiosphaeria miniovina, 1546 nucleotides long. RefSeq lists its product as uncharacterized. The transcript has 3 exons. Lineage: Eukaryota; Fungi; Ascomycota; Sordariomycetes; Sordariales; Lasiosphaeriaceae. The coding region runs from base 189 to 1328 and encodes 379 amino acids. The record is from RefSeq and is a predicted model, not a curated record.